Perkinsus marinus ATCC 50983 is the source of this 1372-nucleotide messenger RNA. RefSeq lists its product as hypothetical. Bases 1 to 1185 code for a protein of 394 amino acids. The record is from RefSeq and is a predicted model, not a curated record. The transcript has a single exon. Lineage: Eukaryota; Perkinsozoa; Perkinsida; Perkinsidae.
AUGGAGAGCAGCGAGCUAAAGGGAAGUGGGAAUACGCAGGAAACUAGGACGACGGGGUUGCUGUCUAGAGGAGCCUCCAGUGAGGGCCUAUCGAGGGCCGAGUCGGGGACCUCUCGACCACAGGUCAUGGCUCUUACGCCGGAACCUGAAGAGCCUGUCAAAAUUGCUGCCGAGUUGAAGCGACCUCCGUUGGCUGGAGAACUUCCUGGCUCUGAGCCUCCGGCAUUAGACAAUGGAGAGCAGUUAGCUAUCGUCUCACGAAAGGAGGAGACUAUGGUGGUGGCUAGCAAGCUGACCAAAUCUGUAUCUUCCGCGAGUUUCGAGUCAGCUCUCUCUGGAGACGAGGGAUCGUCCUCUUCCGAUGAGAAGAGGCUUCGUUCUAUAAGCACUGAUAAGCUGGUGAAGGAAUUGUCGAAGCGAAUGGUUGGUGAAGAAGAGGCUGCGAGGAAGGCUCCUGAUCCGAUAGCGCACGUCCAGAGAUUGAGGACAUUCUAUGGCUUCCGUAAGAGAGUAAAUACAUAUACGGAUUUAACGCAUCAUCCGAACGAUCUCUGGUGGAGCGAGGCCCAUAACGACUGCGCGAAGAUUGCCAAUGAUUUGGGCCCUUCACCGCAGUUGCUGUCGGAGGUUAUCAAAGUCAGAGUGGUUCGACGACCGAAAGAGGAACUCGAUUCUGACAUGUCAUAUUUCUCUGAUUACGUCUCCAUGGGUAUGGCAAACCCUGAGAAGCGGUAUUUUGUCUUCAAGCUGGGUCUCGGCGAUCAUAUCGUGGUAACACUCUCCGAGGUCAUCGAUGAUGAGGCUUACGAAAGGCUCUUUACGCAAUACACACCCACUCAAAUGCUUAUGGAGCGUAUGAAGUUCAUCACUUGUCCGGCUAAUCUAGUCGUUCCUGUUCCCUUGCUAGGGCCUAAAUCGGCUCAAACGUUGGGAGUUUAUUUUGGUCUGAAUAAUGUAUCUUGUCAGUACUGCUCUACCCCUUUACCAGGUGGCGAUGCAUUGCGCUUCGUCUCUGUGUACAUUGACAUCUACAGUAAAUGGAUUCUGCGGAAGACCAUCCCAUCACUUGCUUUUACGGUUGGUAGGAUCAGCGACUUUUUCUUGGUUGACUACGAAAAGGCUAUCAUAUACUCGAGCUUUCGUCUGGUCUGUACAGAGGAAGGAGUCGCUCUGAUGAAUAAGUAAUUGUGGAACAUUUUUUGUCCUCGUAUGGACUUCCCCUGUACAUGUGUAAUAUAAUGUUACCUUUCUUCAUCGUGGUAGGUGCAGUAGCUGUGACGAGGCUGCGAAACAUCUCUUAUCUCCUUUACUCUCAUCAUCCACCUGUGAACUUCACUAUUUUCUCGGUCGAUGUUAUCAAAUUGAUCUUUUC